AUGGCUGGGGUGGAGGACGAGGACGAGGACGAGUUCAAGGACGCCCUGGCGGCCGCCGAUCCGCAACCUUGCUCACCAAAGCCACCUCCAAGUCCAAGCCCGCUACUGGCGGCGGCGGUUGCUGGGAGUGGCGCAGGUGCUGGGGAGGAGGAGCUAGGGUUGGUACCGGCCGAGGAAGGGUGGAAUACAGCUAAAGACAGUCGGGAAAAGGAAGGUCUUGCUGUUGAUGGGCGCUCGGCGAACAGAAAUUGUUUCCCGACGCGUGGUCAGGAGGAGGGGGAGCAUUGCUCUGGUGAUGAGUUGGGGGCAGCCAUGGCCCAAGAUCAGGAGGUGGUGGAGGAGGAACAAGGGGCCAUCGAGGAUUGUGCUGCUGUGGUGGAAGAUGAGAGUAACUACUCUACAGUAGAUCAAUGUGCUGGUGAUGAAACAAGGGCAGUCAAGGAUAGCAAUGAUGUGGAAGUAAAUGAGAGGGUGAUCAACCAAGAAUGUGCUGGUGGCAUACUGGAUGCAGCUGAAGAUGGUGUUUUUGUAGGAUUGCAAGAGGAGGAGAAUGUUGUGGUGGAAGAGCAAGGCGUGGAUGUCAUUUCUGUAGAAGAUCAACAUGAGUUGGUGGAGCAGUGGCCUGGUGAUCAGUUGACAACAACCACAGAUGGUAAUGUUGCACAAGAUCAAGAGGUGGUGGUGGAGCAUGAAGGGGCAACUAAGUGGUACACUGCUUUGGAAGCUAUAGAACAAUGCAGCGAUGGUGGAUCAAAACCAGUAAAGAAUGGGGAUAUUGUUGAAGAGGAGAAGGGUGUGGAAGAAGAAGGUGUUGUUGGUCUACUGCUGGAUGCGGCCAAUGAUGGUGCCCCUGUGGAAUCACAAGGGAUCAAGAGGUGGUGGUGGAGCAAGAAGGGGCAACUGAGUGUAAAGGAUGGGGAUAUUGUUGAAGAAGAGAAGGGUGUGGAAGAAGAAGGUGCUGUUGGUCUACUACUGGAUGCAGCCAAGGAUGCUGAUCCUGUGGAAUCACAAGAGGAUGAUGAUUUGGUAGUGGCAGAGCAAAAUGAGGAUGUCAUUUCUUCACAAGAUCAACAUAAAGUAGUGGAGCAGUCCACCGGUGAUCAAUUGAGAACAGGAACAGAUGAUAAUGCUGUACAGGAUCAAGAGGUGGUGGAGCUAGAAGGGGAAACUGAGUGUUACACUGCUGUGGAAGCUGUAGAACAAUGCACCAAUCAUGGAUUAACAGCAGCCAAGGAUGGCAAUGUUGUGGAAGAAAAGGAGAAGGCGGUGGAGCAAGAAGUUUCUGAUGGUGUAAUGGAUGCAGCUAAGGAUUGUGUUACUGUGGAACCACAAGAGGAGAAUGUGGUGGUGGCAGAGCAUGGCGAGGAUGGCAUUUCUGUGCAAGAUCAACAUAAGGUGGUGGAGCAAUGUACCAGUGGUCAACCGGGAACAACCAUGGAUGAUAAUGCUUCAGAAGGUCAAGGGGUGGUGGAGCAGGAAGGUGCCAUUUUUUAUAUGGAUGCAACAACAGAUGAUAUUGCUGUUGAAGAUCAAGAGAAGGAAAUGAAGGAAUCUGAUGGUGAUGAAUCAAGAGCAACCAGGGAUGAAAAUUCUGUGGAAGCUAAGGAUAAGGUGGUGGACCAAGAAGAUGUCGUAGAUCUGGUCGUAGACGAAUACGGUGUGAUCAAGGAUGGCAGUGGUGCGGAGUUACUAGAGAACAACGUAGUGGCUGUAGAGCAAGGUGAGGAUGGCAUCUCUCUAUCAGAUGAGGAUAAUAUGGUGGAACUAUACACAAGUGAUCAGCUGAGAUCAAUCCUGGAUGACCAUGCUGCAGAAAAUCAAAAGGCGGUGGAGCAAGAAGGUGACAUUGUUGAAAGGGUUGUGACCACAAAUCGUAUUGCUGGUGAAGACCAAGAGAAGGAAGUAGAGCAAUCUGCUGGUGAUGAAUCAAGGUCAACCAAGGAUGAGAAUGGUCUGGAAGAUAAUGAGAAUCUGGAUCCAGAAGAUGUGAUCAACAUACAAGGUGUGAUCAAUGAUGACAGUUGUGUGGAGGCACAAGAGGAGGGCGUGGUGGUUGCAGAGCAAGGUGGGGAUGCCAUGUCUGCAGGAGAUGAGGGUAAUGCGGUGAAGCAAUGCACCAAUGAUAAGCUGAGAGCAACCAUGGAGGAUAAUGCUGCAGAAUUCCAAGAGUUGGUGGAACAAGAAGGUGCCAUUUUUGAAAAGGGUAUGACUGCUGGUGGCAUUACUGUUGAAGAUCAAGACAAGGAAGCGGAACAAUCUUCAGGUGACGAAUCAAGUGUAACCGAGGGUGAGAAUGCUGUGGAAGAUAACAAGAAGGUGGAUCAAGAAGAUGCCAUUAACAGACAAGGUACAGCUAAGGAAGACAGUGGUGUGGAGCCACAAGAGGAGGAGAACGUUGUGGAUCCAGAUCAAGGUGUGGAUGGCCUUUCUGUACUAGAUGAGGGUAAUGUGGUGGCACAAUGCACCAGUGAUCAAUUGAGAACAACCAUGGAAGAUAAUGCUGCAGAAUUGCAAGAGUUGGUGGAGCAAGAAGGUGAUGAAUCAAGAGCGACCAAGGGUGAGAAUGCUGUGGAAGAUAAAAAGGUGUAUCAAGAAGAUGCCAUUGACAAACAAGGUGCAGCUAAGGAUUGCAGUGGUGUGGAGUCACAAGAGGAGAACAUGGUGGUUCCAGAUCAAGGUAUGGAUGGCCUUUCUGUACUAGAUGAGGGUAAUGUGGUGCCGCAGUGCACCAGUGAUCAACUGAGAACAACCACAGAUAAUAAUGCUGCAGUUGAUCCAGAGGUUCUGGAGCAAGAAGGUGUUGGUAGCGUACUGGGUGCAGCCAAGGUUGGCAUUGCUGUGGAAGAAUCGCGAGAGGAGGACAUCAUGGUGGCAGAGCAAGUUGAAGAUGGUGUUUUUGUACAGGAUCAAGAUGAGGCAGUGGAGCAACGCACCAGUGAUCAACUGAGAACAAUCACAGAUAAUAAUGCUGUGGAAGAUCAAGAGGUACACAGAGAGAAGAUUGUUCUCUCUGAAGGAUAUCCACAGAGGCCUGGUAAACUGAACUGCCGUUUUUACAUGUCAACCGGGAGCUGCUCAUAUGGGUCAUCAUGCCACUUCAAUCAUCCACGGCUCAAAGCAAAACUGGAAGUUUCAAGUUUCCCUUCUGAACAAAGAAAUCAUGAAGUUGAAUUUCUGGAACUGAACCGUGUUGGCCUCCCCAUUCGAGAAGGAGCAAGGAAGUGUACCUAUUACAUGCGUAAUGGUACAUGCAGAUAUGGAAAGAAAUGUUGUUAUAACCAUCCAGAGCAAGUUCUUGAUGUUCAACUCCACACGGCAACAGGAUGGGAUGAUACUAACUUGCAAUCUUCACCACACUCAAAGAAGUCACCUGAACAUGGAACCAUGGAUGACAUAUCGUCUGGAUCUGAGAUUCUUCCUCCAAACAUACUUUGGAUGCUUUUACCUCCUCAGAAUGUGCCCCCUUGUACAGAAGAAAAGGAAAUGAGGAUAAAAAAGGAUCCUGAUUGGGCAUCUGCUUCAGGUGAUUCUGAUGGCUGCUGCUCGGCGGAUAGUUCAGAUGGGCCUUUGUGCAAGCAGGAACAUGGGGACUAUCCUGAGAGGCCUGAAUGCCCUUUCCUUCUGAGAUUUGGUAAUUGUAGGUUUGGAUCAUCGUGCCAAUAUUACCAUCCAAAAGACAAAUUUUCAAGUACCUACCAUCCAGAAGACAAAUUCCAAAGUAGAUACCAUCCAAAAAAAGAGCCAGCACUAUCAGGAGAACUGAUGGUUUAUCCUGACAGACCUGGUGAACCUGAGUGCCCCUUCGAUGUGAAAACCGGGUCCUGUAAAUUUGGUGCAAACUGUAAGUUUCAUCACCCGAAGGAUAUAAACCCAAGCAUGCAGGGUCCAGCAAGUCCAAAAAGGUCAGUUGCUGCAAACGAACACCACCCUGCAGCUAGAACCACACUACAAGAUCAGAUGUACCAGCAACAAAAAUAUCCUGAGAGGCCUGGUCAACCAGAUUGCCGGUACUACAUGCAAUUUGGGAAAUGUAAAUUUGAAUCAGCAUGUAUAUUCAAUCAUCCAAAAGAACUUUCAAGUGGGUGGCAUCCGGCAGAAUGCCCAUUCUACAUGAAAACUGGGACAUGCCAAUUUGGAUCAGCUUGUGAAUUUUAUCACCCGAAAGAUCGGUGCCCAAGCAGAGGGCAACAGGAACAGGCAAUAUAUCCUGAAAGGCCUGGUGAACUUGAGUGUCCUCACUACAUGAAGCAUGGCUACUGUAAAUUUCAGAUGAACUGCAAAUUUCAUCAUCCAAGAGAUCGUCUUCCAAAGAAAUAG
This is a messenger RNA of Miscanthus lutarioriparius, 4317 nucleotides long. The record is from the annotation of a GenBank genome assembly. NCBI's taxonomy places the organism in Eukaryota, Viridiplantae, Streptophyta, Magnoliopsida, Poales, Poaceae.